Molecule: messenger RNA, 801 nt
Organism: Paramuricea clavata
Lineage: Eukaryota; Metazoa; Cnidaria; Anthozoa; Malacalcyonacea; Plexauridae
Source: the annotation of a GenBank genome assembly
AUGAGAUUUGGGCAUUAUGUCUUCGAAUUAGGAGGGUAAAACAUAAAUACACGUGAAAUGUUUUUUGUUUAUAGUGAAAACAUCGUUGCAAUGUUUACAUUUCAUAUUAGUCACGUGAUUACAAAAAUCCAGGGGUUCCUCUAUAAAAGAGGUGGUCCACGAUAUUAGUUUCAUAAGUCAUCCGGCAAUAUGUGAUGCAGGAAAGACUUCACAGAAGCCGAGAAAGCUACUAUUAUAAAGGAAAUUGCAAAGGGCAAAACAACCAAAUCAAUUGCUGAAAGAAUAAAUCGCCAUGUGGUCACAGUGACAAGAUUUUUGCAAAAUCUUUCAAAGAGGAAACCUCCUUCUGAUCGCGGCAUUAGAAAAUCAGUGUCAAAGCGGGAUAUGUAUCGCCUGAAAAGAAACUUACGUAAAAUGCCAGAAGCAACAAGUAAAAGAAUCUUUAAGGAAGCAGGUCUGCCAGAUGUACCAAAAACCACCCGAAAUUGUAUCCUUGGGAAGCUAGGUUCCAUGAAGACUAUGAUUAAAAGGCCUUCCUUGACACCUAAGCACAAACUUUUGCGGAUGGAAUGGUCAAGAAAGUAUAUGAAGACAAACAUGAAGUUUGUUAUUCUUUUUACUGACGAGUCGAGAGCGUCACUAGAUGGUCCUGAUGGCUGGGCUAAAGGAUGUGCUUUCAAUGGUGAUAAUUGCCUUAACAGGAUGAGGCGUCAACAAGGUGGUGGUGGGGUUAUGAUUUGGGGCGGAAUCAUUGGAAAUGUUAUCAAUGGUCCCUUCCGCGUUCCUGAAGGUCUAAAGUAG